UUUCUUGAUUGUGUCGUUGAGCAUGGUUUGAGAAGCACUGAUCCAACACGACGAAUUUUUCUGAGUAAAUUCUUAAUUAAAGCUCUAUUUAAAGGAAAUUAAGGGAUAUUAUGGAGAAUCAAGCGAAUAACUUGGAUAAGGAGAAUGUGGAUACGAUGAACGUGGAUGGUCCAAAGAUAUAUACAGUCGAAAUUUUGAGGAUGAUUAAGGAACUUCAGCAACAACAUGGUUUAAGGCACGGGGAUUUUCAGCGUUAUCGUGGUUAUUGCACUAGACGAGUUAAGAGAUUGAGAAAGACAUUAAACCUUCCCCAAGGCGAUAAAAGGCAUUUUAAGAAGCGGGAUGUUAAUGUAACUCACUUAGAAGGAAAAACAACGAAUGAGAAGUAUGUCCAUAUUCCAUUAAUCUUAUCGGAGCGAGCUUGGGCCUAUGCAAUGCAGCUGAGACAAGAAGCAAAUAGUGAGCCACGAAAGAAGUUUCAUUUAGUGUCCAAACUGAAGAAGGCUUGUGUCUAUUCGAUGCAGUUACAGACACUUGUUAAUACGGACUUUUGUGAUGCUCGAACAAAAUUGGAAGCAGAAGCUUAUAAUGCAUUCAUCCAUGGAUCUUAUUAUUUUGAAAUGGGCCGAUGGAAGGAAGCUGCUGAAAAUUUAAAGAAGGCUCAAGUUGUCUAUGAUAAUUUAGUUCAAGCAUUGCCAGAAGAUGAACAAAUCUUGUAUAAGAAUAGAAUUGAUGAAAUUGCUCCAAGCUUACGUUAUUGUGCUUAUAAUAUUGGUGAAAACAUAAAUAUGAAUGACUUGCUAGAAAUGCGUGGUCAAGGAAUGUUGACUGAUCUCGAUACUUUGGUUGCACAAACGAAAACUGAACAAACUGAUGCAUUCCAAAGCACAGAAUGGCGUGGACGAAAAGUUACUGUGCGUCCAGCAAAAGUUCGUUUGUUCCUAUUGAGCAUUCAAGACUUGAACAAGUCUGUUGAAAAAGUUAAGGAUUAUCAAGCUAAGAUUGAUAUUGUUGAGAAUGUCUUAUUGGAUUGUAAGGAUGCUAUUUCAGCACUUAAAGAUGAGAUCAAAACAGAUCCGAAACUACGCAUCACACAAGAAGGUCAGUUAUCAAGUGUUCAAUUUUUAUUGACUUACCUUUCAUACAUUCGUCUUAAAUUAACACUCGAACGAAAUCUUUAUUUGGUUGGGCAAGCUAAGCAAAACAUGGAAGAGGAAAAAUCUUCAGAAUCUUCCAAAAAGGUUCGCUCACAAGAUAUAUCUCGUCUAUAUGAAAUUAUUUUACAGAAUAUAACAGAAUUACAACAGUUGAAUGGCAUGGAAAAUGAUAAGGAAUAUCAGACAGAAAUUGAAACUUUAUCAUAUGGUUUCAAGGCAUUCAGAUGUUAUUAUAUUGCACUUACACUGGUAAAUUUAAAGAGAUGGAAAGAAGCAGUUUCUUUGUAUGAGCGUUCCUUAAAAUAUGCAAAUGAAGCAAUCAAACAAAAGAUUAAAGAGUUUAAUUUGGAUAAGGAUUUGAAAGACCUUUCGAAGAAAAUUGAAGGAUCUAAAUUCUCUGCCCUUGCAUAUAGUGUCUUGGAAACAGACAAUCAAGAAGAGUCUGUUUUAUAUGGAAAGAUUCAGAAAUCAACUAAGCCGCUCUUUGAACGACUAGAUCAAUAUAAGGAAGACACAACAUUGAAUUCUAGAAAUCCUAAUGUCUAUAAAAUUACCCCUGAAAUGGAAUCGAUUCCUUGCAAGCCAUUAUUCUUUGAUUUGGCUCUAAACUUUGUCGAAUUCCCAUCAUUGGAAGAUAAGGUUGAAACAGCUGCAAGCAAAAAAGCUACCACUGGUUUGACAGGCUUUGUAAAAGGAUUCCUUGGAUUUGGAGGUGAAAAGAAGUAAAGGGUUUAUUCUAUUAUUUUUGUUGUUAUACCUCCUUUAAAUUGAAUAAUAAAAUGACAUUCAUUUUUCCAC
Messenger RNA from Chironomus riparius, 1955 nucleotides. NCBI's taxonomy places the organism in Eukaryota, Metazoa, Arthropoda, Insecta, Diptera, Chironomidae. The record is from the annotation of a GenBank genome assembly.